Messenger RNA from Debaryomyces hansenii CBS767, 3615 nucleotides. It is a transcript of the gene FUN31, whose product is annotated as serine/threonine protein kinase. NCBI's taxonomy places the organism in Eukaryota, Fungi, Ascomycota, Pichiomycetes, Serinales, Debaryomycetaceae. Gene Ontology annotation, molecular function: ATP binding; protein serine/threonine kinase activity. The coding region runs from base 1 to 3615 and encodes 1204 amino acids. The transcript has a single exon. Gene Ontology annotation, biological process: negative regulation of glycogen biosynthetic process; protein phosphorylation; intracellular signal transduction. The record is from RefSeq and is a predicted model, not a curated record. Gene Ontology annotation, cellular component: nucleus; cytoplasm; cytosol.
AUGACAAAUAGGACGAAUUCCGACACCAAAAAGAACCACACUACGUUUUACGUAAAUGACGAUGAAGUAUCCUUUGAAAAUGAAGGAGGACUGGAAAGCAUUGAACGCAAAGAAAGUGACCUAAAGAUACCUAAAAGACAAGAUAAGACUUUUAAUAAGCCACAUGGUAGCAAUAAUAAGCAAAAUCUAGUUAUAGAUGCCGAUCAAGGCUGUAUCGAGCUACGGAGUCCUAGCACAUCCACAGCGGGGACAACGGUUUUAUUACCAAACAAAGAACAAUUUAAUAGCAUUAAUGAUAUAUUAAGAUUCCCCAUUGAGUCGACCCAUGCAUAUUCAUACGCUCAUUUAUCCCCCAAUUCGUUAGCAUUGAGAUUGAAUGUAUUGAAAAGAUCGUUGGAGAUCUUGAAAGAUAGACCAGGCUUACUUAAGUUCAUGAAUCUAGGAACAGAUAAGCAAUUUGGAAAGGCACCAUCUAGACUAGAAAAGCCAAAGAUUCCAAAUUUUGGAAAUAGAAUAUACAGUAAUCCACAUGCUAGUAAUAGUUCGGAAUUUUUUAACAACAGCGACAAAUAUAAAAUUCAAUCAAAUGCAUCAUCUGCAGCAUUAUCGGAAUUAUUUAGGCCAUCUAUGAAAAGGUCAGAUAGUUUGCCGGUAAAUCAAAUUUAUGCUACAAAAGUUGAUGCAGCUCAAGGUGCAGCCAUCCAUAUAAAAUCGAGCGCUAGAAAAGAUCCUAUAAUUAAUGACGAUUUUAAAGAUAUUAUAACCCUAUUAGAGAAUGAUAAUGAAGCUUUGACAGAGCAAAGUUUUGAUACUUCUGCUUUGCGCGAUUUGUCACAAGCUACCGCUAAAGAUGAUCAGAAGUUGAAAAAAAGUCUUUUGAAAAAUAAAUUGAUAUAUGCAUUGGCAACUCCAUUUGUUGAAAAUUCGUCUUCGUUGUUAGGAGACCAGUAUAGUUUAGUGGCCCCACAAUUUAGUGCAUCAUCUACCUCUUUAAGCUCAUUAAGUAAAGUCCCAUCCACUCCAACUACAGGGAGUGCGGCAAAUAGUAAUGCAAGACCAUUUCAUUCUAUUUCCCUGGGAAAACACGCUUUACCCCAAUCUAUUUUCACAGUCGAAACAGAUAGUCCAUGGUCUGUCAAAGCGGCGAAUGAUUUAGCGCUAUUAAUGUUUGGGAUUCUGAAAAAUAUGAUAAAGUCAUUGAAUUUGAUGGACUUAAUAGCUCCUCAAUUUAGAGAAUUUGUGGCAGAUAAAUUGACAAGAUCAAUGGCAGACAAUAUUUUGACCGACUCGAAGCAUGAACAAGGAAACAACGGUCGUGAUAUGCGUGACAUUAUGUUUGCUGGUGAAAUUGUCGCUAUCAUGAGACCUGGAGACAAGGAUUUUGCUUGGACUUCAGUUUGGGCCAAAAAGAGAGGAAAUCUUAUAUUUUGUACGUUUGAGCAAAUUCCUUGUGACGCAUUCGAUGUUGUAAUUCUGUCUGAUAAGGGUCAAGAUGAGGCUUACAACGUUGAUUCUAUUAAUGAAGUUGCUGGUAAAUUGAUGCGAAAUGUAGAUACUGGUAAAAUGAAGGUUUUAUCUGAUAUCAGUGAGUCUAUGGGCUCGGAUUUAAGCGAUAGAGACGAAAAUGAAGAGGAUGACUUAAUAGACGAAUAUUUAUCUCAUGACAUAAUCGAUAGUGAGAAAAUCAAUAAAACGAGGUAUUAUACAUUGCAAUUGAAGACAGACGAAAACAUUCCUUGCGCCGUAACCUCAUAUCCCUUAGAACUAAACGAUGAUAAGGAUGAAGUUAAGUUGAAGAUACACUCCUUACCAUAUAUCGGUGGUAUGUUUGUCAUAGACUCAUUAUCAUACAAUAUUAUUUCAUGCAACAACGCUAUUGCAAAAAAUUUAUUCGGUAAAUCCUCAAUUUAUUUGAAAAAUAAAUCAAUUAAUAAUUUAAUUCCCGAUUUUACAGAAAUCUUGAAUAUCGGUUUGAAGAAUCAUGGAGAUUCAUUAGACAUAGUUCCUGGCCUUGUGUUACCAGAGCAUUUCUUUAGAAAAUUUGAUGCUAUACGUAGGCAUUCAAGCUACAAAGAAGAAAGUGAAGAAUCGUUGUUCUUUAGUUCUCAAGGUAUAAGAGGUUUACAUAGAGAUGGUAAGUCUAUUUGGGUUGAUGUACAAUUAAGAGCAUCCUCAAGUGAAGCAUUUGUCGUAUGGAUCACUUAUUCAAGGCUGACGGGGACAAAAGAUUCUAAUAUCUCGAAGGAAGUUGAGAAACUAAAUUCAAGUACUUCUUCACUAUCGAUUAAACUGAUGAAUGAUAAAGAAAGAUUUAAAACGAGACUGCUGAGUGGUUAUAGAAGGAAUGAAGUAAAUCUUCCAUCACAGUUGAAAUUAUUUCCUCAUGAUGAUCUGGAAAUCUUAGAAUUUACUCCAGGUAGUGGCGAUAUAAGUAGAGAAACUAGUACAAGGCGACCAAAAGCAAACACAUUCGCAAUUCCUAUAAGUGAUAUGAAUAAGGAUUUAGAAAAAGCGAUGAACUUAGAUAAUGGUAAUAGAGGACCUCUGAAAAGAAAGAGAAUGACCUCAAAUACUGAUUCGUCAGGUUCUUAUGUGUCUAGAAAAUCAACAUCAGAAUCAGCCACAAUGAGCCCAGAUACUAUUGCAACAACAGUAUACAACGAUAAUGAAGGAACAAAUUCAAAUGCCAUUAUUUCAAAUGAAACAUAUCGCAAAUACUCAGAAGAAGAGAUAUUGAAGAUUGAAGAUGAAAUGCUUGAAAAUAAAACCAAAAAUUCAACACAUUGGCCGACAGUCAUAGGAGCAAGGAGAAGAACUAAGAAAUUUUCUGAAUUCAAGGUACUUAAAGAAUUGGGUGAAGGCGCUUACGGUAAAGUAGUACUAGCUCAGCACAAAGAAGACCCAGUUUAUACAAUAAUUAUUAAAUGUAUAGACAAGGAAAGAAUUUUGGUUGAUACAUGGGUCAGAGACAGGAAAUUAGGUACAAUUUGUUCCGAAAUUCAAAUUAUGGCAUUUUUGAAUAACGAACCUCAUGUAAACAUCAUGAGAAUUAUUGAUUUCUUUGAAGAUUCUAAAUACUAUUAUCUUGAAACUCCACUAUUUGGCGAUCCUCCCGCUAUUGAUUUAUUUGACUUCAUUGAAAUUAGAAAGGAUUUGAGUGAGCGUGAAUGUCGAUUCAUUUUUAAACAAAUAGUACUGGCAAUUUAUCAUUUGCAUAAACAUGGCAUAGUACAUCGGGAUAUUAAAGACGAGAAUGUAAUUGUUGAUGAAAAUGGUGUCGUUAAGUUGAUCGAUUUUGGUAGUGCUGGUUAUACGAAGCUGGGGCCAUUUGAUGUUUUUGUUGGUACUAUUGAUUAUGCGUCACCUGAAGUAUUACGUGGUGAAAAAUAUGAAGGUAAGCCUCAGGACAUAUGGGCAUUAGGAAUUUUGCUAUACACUAUGCUUUAUCAAGAGAACCCUUUCUAUAAUGUUGAUGAAAUCAUGGAAGGUGAUUUGCGAAUUCCUUAUGUGGUCAGUGAAAACUCCUUGAAUUUGAUUAAAAAGAUUUUGGUCAGAGAUAUAAAAAGUAGACCGACAAUUACAGAUAUUGUAGAGGAUGUAUGGUUAGAUAUAUAG